UACACAACUAACACAGCUUGUCACCGCGCCCCACCUCUCUCGUGGCCCACGCUACAGCAGCCCCGCCGCAGCUGUUGACUGUGCCUGAUGAUCGACCAGGACUACGCGGAGCUUUUGGGGCGCUCCCCCCCUUCCGGAGAGGUGUUGGAGUGGACCUUCCCCGCCCGCGCGCUGGCGGAUGCGUUCGUGUUGCUGCUGGUCGGCACCCCUGCUCUCUGUUGCACGCUCUACAUGACAGGCUUCUCCCGGGAGGAGAGCUUUCACAGCGGGGGUGCCGAGUUGCGGAUUCCGACCCUUACGCAGCUUGGCAUGCGGAACAACCCCGUCGGGUUCACCUUUAGAGCCGGCAUACAGCUGGCCGCCAUCGUCGCCAUCCCUCUAUUCUGGUGCGUCAAAUUGGCCCAUCACCAGCGACUACAAGCCCGCACGGGUGUCGCGCGUUACGACAUCGAGGCCGAGGGAGCGAUAAGGUGGGUAACGGGGGCCUGGAUCACGGGCGCACUGGGCGCCAUUCUCAUGUACGCCGCGGCCAGCGUGCCGGGGGAAGAGGGCGCGUCGUUCUCGCCGCAGGGCGUGACUCACCUGGUACUCACCUCGUCGGCGGCGUGCGGGAUUUUGGGGCAAGCGGUAUGCACGGCUUGGGCGCUUCGGAAGGCCAGGCUGGUGUUCGUCGUGUCCGACGGCGACCUGGUGGCCUACAAGCGUAAGCUGUGGCUGGCGUCAACGGCGGUGAUCGUGGCGGUGGUGGCCGUACUUUCGGUGCUGAUCGUCGAGUGCGUGGAGGGCGGCACCUGGAACAUGGGUUGGAGUCUACGCCGCGGUGCCGGCGCGUUCGUUGGCGGGAGCGGUAGUAGUAGUAUUGGCGGUUUCGACGACGAAACGGCGGCGGUUGGGGAUCAAAACCGGUGGGAGGGCAACGUGAGCAGUAGUCGCGACUGCGACACAGAGUGGUGUUACUCCCGAAGCCUGCUGGGGUUGUGGGAGUACCUGCUCCUCGCGGUGGAGGCCGGGUUUUGCAUGGCUCUGAGGCACGACCUGGCUCCGGCUACGGGCGGCGUCGGGGUGGAGAGCUUCGUGCUAUAGAAUGCGCUCCGCGCUUUAGUUCAGGCAGAUGUCGCUGUUCUUGCUCAGUGGGUUGCGACAGAUCCGUUCGCGCCCAUUUUCUUCGUUCAGAGCCAUGUCCCCGGGUUUCACGCAGGCGGCGUUUAAAGUAUAGGUGAGUAUUCUCUGAGCGUGAUGCAUGGACUUGCACCUUGCUGUCGUGACCUCUAGGCGAUAAGUUAUAUUUUAGUCAAGACUUUUGAAUGAAGCCGGUGAUUGUCUCGAGGGUCAAGUGGUGAGGGAUGGACCGGCAGGGUCUUUUUGAGAAGUUUCCUCUGGUGUUCGUUGUUGCUGUUGCUGUUGCUGUUGAACGAUCCGGGCUUCGAGGCUGUUCUCUGGGGCCGUGUGAACAUUGUCGACCACAACAUAAUGCCAUGCAACGUGUAGGCUGAGGCCUCUACCCGUACUCUUCUGACGCUCUGCCCGGAAUUAGGGAGCGGAAUUCUCUCGUCCUUGAACUAAGUUAUGUAUGUCGUUUGUGUUGGAAGGUUGAUCGCCUCCAUGCUCGUGCCGGACAAGGGAGAUGGUCCAGGGUACAUGAAAGCAGCUGUGGGGGCGUCGGUCUGCGUUGUACAUUUUUACUUGUAGAGAUUCGUUGCACUCUCAUGAGGUUAGUGUUUGUAGGGUUGGGAGGUGGGAUGGGGUCGAGAAAUGACGAGUGGUAUAACGUUUACGGCGCAGAGGGGGGUAUUCGUAAACAUUUGAAAGCAGCUUGCAGAAAUUUAGUUUCCAUCGGACGGGAUUCGAGAAUUUAUUCACUACAGUAUAUUUACAAUUCGAAAUUUGGAGUGAAACUAAUGAUGGGUUGAACUAGCGACGUCCAGUCACCGAGGCCUACUACGGCAAUAAAGCUACGUGUGCGUCAUACACGUUCAUCUUUGUCCC
This is a messenger RNA of Ectocarpus sp. CCAP 1310/34, 1986 nucleotides long. The record is from the annotation of a GenBank genome assembly. NCBI's taxonomy places the organism in Eukaryota, Phaeophyceae, Ectocarpales, Ectocarpaceae.